Colletotrichum spaethianum is the source of this 210-nucleotide messenger RNA. RefSeq lists its product as uncharacterized. Bases 1 to 210 code for a protein of 69 amino acids. NCBI's taxonomy places the organism in Eukaryota, Fungi, Ascomycota, Sordariomycetes, Glomerellales, Glomerellaceae. The transcript has 2 exons. The record is from RefSeq and is a predicted model, not a curated record.
AUGCCAAUUCAUCUCCAGUACGCCCGAUCCUCACUCCCAGUGUUGGCAGCUCUCAUUGUUUCUGGUCAUAUUACGGCGGGCGACGUUAUCGAUCUGCCACUUCCCCAUCCCGAGGUCUGGCCCAACACCGUCGCCUAUGUGUAUACAGGACAAGGAGAGGUGACGGAUGCGGUGAGGGAAAACAUCCUAUACCUUGCUGGAAAGGUUUAA